Sesamum indicum (sesame) is the source of this 1500-nucleotide messenger RNA. NCBI's taxonomy places the organism in Eukaryota, Viridiplantae, Streptophyta, Magnoliopsida, Lamiales, Pedaliaceae. The record is from RefSeq and is a predicted model, not a curated record.
AUGGGCUAUAUGGAAAUCUUUCUGGUAGUUGUAUUCUGUUCUCUUCUUCUCCUUUUAGCUCCCCAAAAUAGAGUUUUCCCAUGGAGCUGGCCACUCAUAAAACUGAUGCCAACAGUGUUCCUCAAAAGCCACGAAUUAUACGACAAAAUAACACAAAUUUUAACAGAAAAUAACUCAACUAUUUUGCUCAAGACAUCCUGGUUCACAAAAACUGACAUUUUGGUCACAAGCGACCCAGCGAACGUGCAACACAUCUUGAACUCAAGGUACUCAAUUUACCAGAGGGGGUCAGAGUUCAGAAAGGCUUUCGAUUUCUUCGGCGAUGCGAUUUUCCUUAAAGAUGUCCAAGAGUGGAAAGAAGAGAAGAAGUUUACUCAUGCAUUCUACAAGGAAAAUCGGUUCCAGAAGUCUUCUCUUAAGAUAAUACAUCAGACCCUGGAGAAAUCCUUAAUCCCAGUUCUUGAUCACAUGUCAAAUCAAAACCAAGUUCUAGACCUACAAAUCUUGUUCAAUCGUUACAUGCUCGACACAACUUGCCUAAUGGCUACCGGAUUCGAUCCGGGGUCCCUCCGGAUCGGGUUUCCCAAGAGCCCGCUAUUGGACGCCAUGGAUGACAUGGCGGAGGUUGUGUUUCGCAGGCAUAUCCUGCCUGAGAGAGUUUGGAAGCUGCAAAGGUGGCUGAGAAUUGGAAAGGAGAAGAAAACUGCUGAAGCUUGCAACAUUCUGAACCAAACAAUAGCAGAUUAUGUGUCUAAAAACCAGGAGCUAAAUGCCAAGAAACAGGAAAACGGAGACGAGUUUGAUGUGUUGAAGUUCUAUUUGGCUGAGGCAACUGCGAAAGGAUCCACAAAGCAUACAGAAACAGGCUUUUUGGCAGCUAAUGUUAUGACCCUUUUAUAUGCUGGAAGGGACACUUCUGCUGCACUAUUAACCUGGUUCUUCUACCUCAUUUCAAGAAACCCUUUCGCCGAAAACAAGAUUUUAGCAGAAAUCAGGGAGAAUUUCCCACCUCGGAGACAUUUUUUUCCGAAUGCACAAGAACUAAGCAAACUCGUUUAUCUCCACUGCGCGUUGUGUGAGACCCUAAGGCUUUUCCCGACGACCCCGGUUAUUAUCCGGGAGCCUAUCCAAGAAGAUGUGCUUCCUACUGGACACAAAGUUGAUCAAACUACGAAAGUAAUCCUUUGCUCGUAUGCAAUGGGAAGGAUGCCGAAGAUAUGGGGAGAAGAUUGCAAAGAAUUCAAACCGGAGAGAUGGAUAUUACCAGGGAAAGGAGGGAUCAAACAUGUAGGAUCGAACAGUUUUCUUGGAUUCGGGUCAGGUCCUUGGGCUUGUCCGGGUAAAGAAUUGGCGUUCACUAGAAUGAAAGCUGUUGCCGCAACCAUUCUGCAUAAUUUUAAAGUAGAGGUUCCGGAGGGGCAGACAAUUUGUCCAGGUGUUUCUGCUCCGCUCACCCUGAAACAUGGCUUGAAGGCUACAGUUUCCAGCAGAUGGAUAUGA